Helobdella robusta is the source of this 1197-nucleotide messenger RNA. RefSeq lists its product as hypothetical. Lineage: Eukaryota; Metazoa; Annelida; Clitellata; Rhynchobdellida; Glossiphoniidae. The transcript is spliced from 6 exons. The record is from RefSeq and is a predicted model, not a curated record. The coding region runs from base 1 to 1197 and encodes 398 amino acids.
AUGGAACAGGCAACAGCCACGUGUCAUAUCGAUGCAACAAACAACACAUAUGUUCAGGUGGAGGACUCGGGUUACAUAGGUUGCAAGAUAGGACUGCCUGGAGUUAACUCGGAGAGUUUCCUUCCAUUCAAUGUCGUCGCUUUACAUACUCACAUCCACCACACAGUUCCGGUAUACAACAUGUGGUGGAGUUCACCAUCGUCAUCUGGAGCAGACUUCAACUCGAUGGUCUUUAGGCCAAAUGAAGAUCUUUCCUUCGUCGAACAGGAACAAGUUUUCUUCGUCUGCCACGUGAACGGCAGCUACCCUCAACCAAGGGUCAGAGUUCACAUCGGUAGCGAGGACAUUUCCCACUACUUCGCCAGCACCGCCAGACUUAUCAGAGUGUCGGGAGUUCGUGGACUUCAGCCAGUUUAUUACUCUGUCGAACUGACCAACCGGUCUCUCAGUAUUGACUACCGAUACAACGACAAAGAGUUGAAGUGCUCGGCCAGCAUGACGCCGGUGGCUGGCGGGACUUGGGACGUCGAAUCAACCAGUAUUGUCGUUAAGAUCACCGAGUAUCGUCCAAAAAUAUUUUGCAACAAAAAACUUGGCAUAAAAAUCGGAGAGAAUUUUACGUUUUCGUGCAUCGUUAAAUCUUCACCGAAGUUGCAUAAUUUAACGUUCUUCAAGCAAGCAUCAGCGCAUCAACAUCGGAAGCAACACCAUCAUCAUAAACAGCAGCAUCUGCAGCAGCAGAUACAGCCACCAAAACAUCAGCAAUCUCUAAUUGCAGCAACGUCAACGACGAAAUCGAUGAUGCCUUUCAUGCCGCUUAUAUCACGACUGCCAAAAACAACGACAGCCACGACGACUAAACAGAUGCCUUUAAAAUUUAACAACUUCAACAACCACAACAACGACGACGACGACGACAACAAAAACAACAAUCGUAAUCAAGACAUCAACGACAGUAAUAGCAAUUCAAAGUACAGUAGCACAAACAAGCGCAACAACAACAGUAAGAACUCUAACAGCAAUGGCAACAAUUCUGAUGCUAACUACGACAACAGUGACAGCAACAACUCAACUGAUCAAUUUCUCGAUGAUUUUCCACCAAAGCUUGUCACCGAAGACAUGGUGAUAAUGACAGAUGAUUUACAUGGCAGAGUAUUGGACCACAACAACAACAUCGUUAAUGUAAUGAUGAUGUAA